Molecule: messenger RNA, 1056 nt
Organism: Emys orbicularis (European pond turtle)
Lineage: Eukaryota; Metazoa; Chordata; Testudines; Emydidae
Gene: OPTC
Product: opticin
Exons: 7
Coding region: 1-1056 (351 amino acids)
Biological process (GO): collagen fibril organization; bone development; articular cartilage development
Cellular component (GO): extracellular matrix
Molecular function (GO): protein binding
Source: RefSeq, a predicted model, not a curated record
AUGGAAAAGAGUCUGUGGGAGCGGAGUACUUGGAAAUCUGAGCACAAGUGCAGGAUGCAGAGCAUAGCCUUGCUGGGGGUCACCACCCUGGCUCUGGUGCUGGCCUUGGCCGCCCCACCUAAAGAAGAAGGCAAGAAGAAGGAAGAGAAGCCCAGAGCUGACAUUGCCACCGAUGACAACCUGGACCUUGACCUCAGCCUAGACAGCUAUGGAGAGAUCAUUGACCUGAGCCUCUACGAAGAGCUUUAUGACUAUAGUGACCUGGCACCAAAGAUUGAGGUUGGUACAUUGGCUCCUCCAACCAAGCGUCUAGAGGGCGUCGUGAGCACGAGAGCCAUGCUGACCGAAGCACCCAGAAGGCCGCCCCUGACAUCCCCCACGACCAAGCCCUUCGGGCCAGGUCUGCUCGGAUCCAUAACCAAACAGGGUCUGCCCACCUGCCUGGUCUGUGUGUGCCUUGGCACUUCCGUGUACUGCGAUGAUGCCGAGCUGGAACAGAUCCCGCCGCUGCCCCUGGAGACCACGUACCUCUACGCCCGCUUCAACCACAUCAGCCGCAUCCGAGCCAGCGACUUUGCCAGGCUGAAGAAGCUGAAGCGAAUAGACCUGACUAGCAACUUCAUCGCCUGGGUGGACGAGGCCUCCUUCCGGCAGCUGAGCACCCUGCAAGAGCUCAUCCUCGCCGAGAACAGGCUGACGGCGCUGCCCGCAUUGCCCGGCAGCGUCGUGCGGCUCGAUGCCCGGCGCAACAGGAUCCAGAGCUCCGGUGUCCGACCUGAAGCCUUCAGGGAGCUGAAGAAGCUGCAGUUCCUCCACCUGUCUGAUAACAAGCUGGACUGUAUUCCAGUGCCCCUGCCUGAGGGCCUGCGGUCCCUGCACCUGCAGAACAACAACAUCCGAACCAUGCACAAAGACACGUUCUGUGAUAGCCAGGACCACGGUCACAUCCGAUGGGCCUUGGAGGACAUCCGCCUGGACCGCAACCCCAUCAACCUGAGCCUCUUCCCCGACGCCUACUUCUGUUUGCCUCGGCUACCCACUGGCCACUUCUACUGA